CGAACAGUGUCCAACGGUUUUAUGUAUGAGGCUCUUCAUCAUCCACUAACGGUGUCCUCACUAGUAUCAUGCAGCGCUUCUAUUGUUUCGUAGUUGUAGUAGUUCUGCUAUGGGAGAGUUGGGUGACCGCCGACCCGCAGACCACCCUCCUUAACUCUGGCUGCAGUCAGUAUAACGUAAGCGAUACCUCCGCCUUCGUCGCCACCAUCAACGAGACCUUUGCAGACCUGCGCUCCUCCCUCUCCUCCAAGGCCACCGACAGCUCCGCCGCCCGCUUCGCCACCGCGCAGCGGCCCCGCACCACCGAACCCAUCUACGCGCUAUUCCAGUGCCGCGCUUACCUCUCCUCCACCGACUGCCUCGCCUGCCUUUCCGUCGCCGAGGUCGGUAUCCGAAGAUGCGGCAACGCCAACGGCGCCCGCGUCAUCUACGACGGGUGCAUCCUCCGCUACGAGGGCUCUAUCUUCUUCGACCAGACUACGGUCAUCGGUAACGGUGGCGUCUGCAACGGCAGCGCUGCGUCCGACGCGGGGUUCUCCGAGGCCGCGAAGGCGCUGGUGAGGGACCUGACCAUCGCCACGCCGAGGAUCUCGGGGUUCUUCGCGGCGGCGGAGAGGGGUGGGGUCUUCGCGGUGGCGCAGUGCGUGGAGACGGUGAACGAGGAGGGCUGCGCCCAGUGCCUCACGGUGGCGGACAACAACAUCGAGGGUUGCCUGCCGGACACCGACGGGCGGGCGGUGGACGCCGGGUGCUUCAUGAGGUACUCCAGCAAGUCCUUCUUCCCGGCCAACCAAACCGUGGAUCUCUCCCAGUUCUUGAGUUCAGGGAAGUCAAACAAGAAGGUAGCCAUAAUUGGAGGAGUUGUGGGAGGAAUAUGUGGUUUGUUGCUUCUAGGGAUCAUAGCACUCCUGUGGAUCAAAAGAUCCAGAAAGCGCCAAGGGGGUCGAACAGGAGAUUUAUUAGGGGCAACAGAAUUACGGGGUCCACUAAAUUUCCAUUACAAGGAUCUAAAAGCUGCUACAAAUAAUUUCAGUGAAAAAAAUAAACUAGGAGAAGGAGGGUUUGGAGAUGUAUACAAGGGUACACUGAAAAAUGGUAAAACUGUUGCCGUCAAGCGAUUGGCGAUUGCACAAACCAGCAGGGCAAAGGCAGAUUUUAAGAGUGAGGUGAAGCUUAUUAGCAAUGUUCAUCACAGAAAUUUAGUUCGCUUGCUUGGAUGUUCUAGCAAAGGCCAAGAUUUGCUUCUUGUCUAUGAGUACAUGGCAAAUAGCAGUCUUAAUAAGUUCAUAUUUGGUGAUAGACAGGGAUUCCUCAACUGGAAACAGAGAUUUAACAUAAUUGUCGGCAUGGCUCGUGGUCUUGCUUACCUGCAUCAGGAGUUUCAUGUUUGUAUCAUACAUCGUGACAUAAAAUCUAGUAACAUUCUGCUUGAUGAUGAUUUCCAGCCAAGAAUUGCAGAUUUUGGCCUUGCACGACUUUUACCAGAGGACAAGAGUCAUCUCAGCACUAAAUUUGCUGGCACUUUGGGAUACACAGCACCUGAGUAUGCAAUUCAUGGCCAGCUAUCUGAAAAGGUUGAUACCUAUAGCUUCGGUGUUGUUGUCCUUGAAAUAAUCAGUGGCCGGAAGAGCAAUGAUGCAAAACUGGAACCUAUUACUCAAUACCUUCUUGAAUGGGCUUGGAAAUUAUAUGAAAGCGGCGAUUCGAUCAAUUUGGUGGACAAAAGCUUAGAUCCUCUUGAAUAUACCCCAGAAGAAAUGAAACGAAUUAUCAAAAUAGCUCUUCUCUGCACGCAAUCCACUGUGUCUGCGAGGCCAACCAUGUCCGAGGUUGUGGUUUUGCUGCUUAGCGAAGGUGAUCAGGACAUGCUCCGGCCAACAAGGCCUACCUUCAUAGACGCCACAAGUCGGGUUCACGGAGAUGCAUCGGCCUCCACUGGCUCGUCUUCUACCUCCAAUGCUACUGUCUCCGCAUCACAGUUUUCUGGUCGUUGAAGUUCCGCGACAAGGUAAUGUUUCAGCAGCAGUGAACUAAAUGGUCGGUCAUGAAUAUAAUGAUAGUAAUUCUGUUUAGCAUGCAGUUGAGAACGUGUAUCAAGUGAAACUAACGACUGGAUUGUCAUGAUUGGGGUAACUUAAAAAAUCAAGAAAAUAUUAAGAAAAUGUGAUUCCAUAUAUUGUACUGUCAAGAAACAAAUGACAGAAAAAAAAAAAAUACUUAAACAAUAUUUUGGUGGCUUUUACA
This is a messenger RNA of Musa acuminata AAA Group (dessert banana), 2244 nucleotides long. RefSeq names its product cold-responsive protein kinase 1-like. Lineage: Eukaryota; Viridiplantae; Streptophyta; Magnoliopsida; Zingiberales; Musaceae. Bases 69 to 1994 code for a protein of 641 amino acids. The record is from RefSeq and is a predicted model, not a curated record. Gene Ontology annotation, biological process: protein phosphorylation. The transcript is spliced from 7 exons. Gene Ontology annotation, molecular function: ATP binding; protein serine/threonine kinase activity.